Miscanthus lutarioriparius is the source of this 393-nucleotide messenger RNA. The record is from the annotation of a GenBank genome assembly. NCBI's taxonomy places the organism in Eukaryota, Viridiplantae, Streptophyta, Magnoliopsida, Poales, Poaceae.
AUGGGGCUGUCUUGGUGCUGGGGCCUUCGCCUCCUCUUCGUGGCGUCCCUGCUCGUCCUCUCCGCCGCGGCGCUGCAGCAGCAGCCCUCGCCACGCGCGGGGAGCCGGCCUCCUCCGCCCAAGCCGUCCGCCGCCGCCGCCGACGCGCUCCUCGCCCGCAUGUGCGACCCUCGCGGCGCGCACCCGGCGCCGCCCUCCUGGUGCCACACACUGCACCUCAGGCGCCGCGUCGGGGCCGCGGGGCACCGCCACCACCAGCAGCAGCACCACCGGCCCGUGCCGCUGCCGCUGCCGCCUCCGGGCCGCGACGGCGCCGGCGGGGAGGAGAUCGACGUGCGCUACGGCGUCGCCAAGCGGCUCGUGCCGACGGGGCCGAACCCGCUGCACAACUGA